Messenger RNA from Erigeron canadensis, 2384 nucleotides. Its product is annotated as wall-associated receptor kinase 5-like. Gene Ontology annotation, cellular component: plasma membrane. The record is from RefSeq and is a predicted model, not a curated record. The coding region runs from base 1 to 2268 and encodes 755 amino acids. Gene Ontology annotation, biological process: cell surface receptor signaling pathway; protein phosphorylation. The transcript has 3 exons. Gene Ontology annotation, molecular function: calcium ion binding; ATP binding; protein serine/threonine kinase activity. Lineage: Eukaryota; Viridiplantae; Streptophyta; Magnoliopsida; Asterales; Asteraceae.
AUGCUUCUUGAUUUCAUAAUCAUCAUGUGUGUGUUUACAACAUUAUUACCUUCAACGAUAGUAGGUUCCAACUCAUCAUCGAGUAGUUUGAUGAGCAACAUAGGUAAAAAGCCCGAAUGUCAAACCAAGUGCGGGGAAAUUAGAAUUCCUUACCCUUUCGGUAUUGGCAAUGACACGGGUUGUUCCCUCGACAACGCCUCCUUCUACGUUACUUGUAACACUUCCUAUAAUCCCCCCAAGUUGUUCCUCGGUUCAAGCAACAUCGAAAUAUACAACAUUUCGGAGUCAGAGUUGCGCAUCACAACGGGAGUUGCCAUGAGAUGCUACAGCGGUAAUGGAAUUGUGAAUUAUGAUUAUGAUUGGUGGAUUCGCUUAAUCACAUUCACUUUCUCUGCCAAGAAUAUGUUCACAGUCAUCGGGUGUGAUGACUAUGCACUGAUCACAGGGGAAGAAGACGAAAACUUUUCCAGCGGUUGUAUUGGGUUAUGCAGUGGACGAGUGGACGUAUUAGAUGGGCGUUGCUCAGGGGAAGGCUGUUGCCAGACAUCUAUAAGAAAAGGUCUCCACUAUUACAAUGUCACACUCAAUUCAUUUAGGAACCACACCGAUAUUUGGUCCAUCAAUGAUUGUGGCUAUGCGUUCCUUGGUGAUGUCAGCACUUUUAAGUUUCUUGGUGCUGGUGAUUUAUCUACCAAUUCAGGAUUGGUGAAGAGGGUCAGGGCUACUGUUCAAGUUGUGAUCGAUUGGGUUAUCAGACGCCACCAAACUUGCAACGAGGCUACGGAAUGCAAAGAGAAUAGCCAGUGCUAUGACGUAGAUGGUGGUGGGUAUCGAUGUAGAUGCAGCCAAGGUUACGAGGGUAACCCCUAUCUUGAUCAAGGCUGCCAAGAUAUCAACGAGUGUGCGGAUCCUGGGAUGUAUCCUUGUUAUGGUGAUUGCAAUAAUACUCCAGGGGGUUACAGUUGUACGUGUCAACCGGGAUCCAUUGGGAAUGCAACGACACUAAAUGGUUGUCAAGUUGUUGAUCAUGCUAAAGCUUCUAAGACCAUAUUCAUUAUAGCACCGGUGCUAAGCGUCUUUGCAAUAUUAUCUGGGAUAACUGGAUUUUUGUUUGGUCUAAGAAAAAGGAAGCUAACGAAGCUCCGAGAAAGGUUCUUUGAGCAAAACGGGGGUGUGUUAUUAAAACAAAAGCUCAAUUCACAAGGUUCUCAUCAUGAGGUAAUGGCUUUGUUUAGCAGUCAACAAUUGCGCAAAGCCACCAAUAACUACUCUCAAGACCAAAUUAUUGGACGAGGUGCAUAUGGUGUUGUCUACAAAGGAGUUUUAUCUGAUGAACGUGUAGUUGCUAUAAAGAAAUCGAAACUAGUGGAUGGUGCCCAAGCAGAGCAAUUCAUCAAUGAAGUCUUAAUCCUUACACAAGUUAUCCAUCGAAAUGUGGUAAAGCUUUUGGGGUGUUGUUUGGAAGAGGAAGUCCCCGUGCUAGUGUAUGAAUUCAUCUCCAACAACACUCUUUUCCAUCAUCUUCAUCAUAGAUCGGGCGGAAUGAGUUGGUUAUCUUGGGAUAAUCGGUUGAGGGUAGCUGUUGAAGCUGCCGGUGCACUUGCAUACCUUCAUUCAGAAACUAUUAUGCCAAUCAUACAUAGGGAUGUCAAGUCGACCAACAUACUGAUAGAUGAAAACUACACCGCUAAAAUUUCAGACUUUGGUGCAUCAAGGUUAGUCCCAUUGGAUCACGACCAAGUAACCACACUUAUUCAAGGCAGGCUUGGGUAUUUGGACCCAGAAUACUUUAACACAAGUCAACUAACUGAAAAAAGUGACGUUUAUAGCUUUGGAGUGGUCCUUACCGAACUCAUAACUGGGAAAAAGCCCAUUGGUGUUGACAGAACCAAUACUGAAAAGAAUUUAGCUGCAUACUUUGUCAACUCAAUCGAGGAAAACCGCUUAUUUGAAAUUGUUGAACCAAGACUUGUACGUGAAGGGACUCUUGAGCAGUUACAAACGAUAGGUAAUCUGAUAAAGAGAUGUCUUAAUUCACACGGUCGUAACAGACCUACAAUGAAAGAAGUAGCGGUGGAGCUAGAGGGCAUGAGGAAGUCACCUCACCCUUGGCUCGAACAACAAACAUGUGAAGAGACUCGAAGCCUAGUCCUAGAAGUCGAGCAGCCUGAUCUUUACAAUGUCCCACUAGUAUCAUCCGCUACUAAUGAAUGGGAAACUUACUCUGGUAGCACGGACUUGGCAUAUAAAGAAAACAAACCACGUUAAUUCAAUAUCGAUGCUUCUAAUAGCGUCGAUUGUUUAAGCAUUGCUCCCAAGAUUGCAUGAAUAAUUGCUAGCAAAGUUAUGUGUUUUCGGUGUUUAUCUAUUUUGUGAGAUUUUUU